This is a messenger RNA of Penicillium nucicola, 810 nucleotides long. RefSeq names its product SDR family NAD(P)-dependent oxidoreductase. Gene Ontology annotation, molecular function: oxidoreductase activity, acting on the CH-OH group of donors, NAD or NADP as acceptor. NCBI's taxonomy places the organism in Eukaryota, Fungi, Ascomycota, Eurotiomycetes, Eurotiales, Aspergillaceae. The transcript has 4 exons. The coding region runs from base 1 to 810 and encodes 269 amino acids. The record is from RefSeq and is a predicted model, not a curated record.
AUGUCUAGAUCAGCCCGCCUACAAGAUAAAGUGGCCAUCGUGACCGGCGCAUCGUCUGGUCUAGGACGAGCCAUCGCCAUCCGAUACUCGCAGGAGGGUGCCAAGCUUGUCUGCGCGGAUCUGACGCCAAUAGCCCGAUCACAGGAAGAAUUGGACAUCGCAACGCACGAUCUGAUCACGAAGGAAGGAGGGAAGGCGAUAUUCGUGCAGACGGAUGUCGGGGAUGCAGCGCAAAUGGAGAACCUGGUUCUGGCCACUGUUAAGGAAUACGGAAGACUCGAUAUCCUCGUCAACAAUGCUGGGAUAAGCAUCGAGGCCCGCAAACCGGCUGUCUUGCAUCUCACUGACGAGGAAACUUGGGAUACAACAAUGCGCGUCAACACAAAGUCUGUAUUUCUGGGUUGCAAAUUUGGCCUUACACAGAUGCUUGCGCAAGCGCCUCAUUCGUCCGGAGAUCGUGGGUGGAUUGUGAAUAUUUCUUCAAUUAUGGCUAUGAUUGGAGGUCCGGAGAACCCAUCAUACUGUGCAUCCAAGGGUGCAGUGAGCAAUCUCACAAGGCAGAUGGCUUUGGAUUAUGCGCCUUACAAUAUUCAUAUCAAUGCGCUCUGUCCUGGUUAUACACAAACUGCUAUCUUCAAGGAGACUACUACUAAUUUGACUCCAUGGGAAGAUCUCCGACGUCGGCAUCCUCUUAAGGGGCCGGGGAUGCCGGAAGAUAUUGCUAAGAUGGCUGUUGUGCUGGCUAGUGAUGAUGCUAAUUGGGUUACUGGUAUAUGUCUCCCAGUGGAUGGUGGGUAUACUGCUCGUUGA